Messenger RNA from Triticum urartu, 3435 nucleotides. NCBI's taxonomy places the organism in Eukaryota, Viridiplantae, Streptophyta, Magnoliopsida, Poales, Poaceae. The record is from RefSeq and is a predicted model, not a curated record.
CCCUUCACGUGUGUCGAAAUCUUUGCCUGAUGAAGGGAUUUAGAAAUCCUGCCGCUACAGUUUAAAUUAUUACCUGUAGCACUUAUGUUUUCCAGAGCGCGGGGCAGUCCGCCCAUGUGUAAUCUUGUUCGUUAAUUAGAAUUCAUCAAGCAGGUAAAGUAAACACGGGGGGACGUGUACCGCGCGCCCACCCUAGACGAGACAUAAAUUGCAACGACCGCACGGUCAAAAAACAGACCCAACAGGUCGUACGUGGGGUCAGCUGCUUGAGCGGUCGAACUCAAUCCACCCCCACCCACGCCCUGCCGUAAAUAAUCAAAACUCUGUACCCACACGCUGGGCCACCCCUCGCAUGCGCACAUACACUGCAGAUCGACGGCAGUCUCCAUCACUAGAACAGAGCAAUCGAGGAUCUCGUCGGUGCCUUCAGACGACGGAGCAGGCCGGUAUUCGCCGCGCAGCGAGGUUUUCCCACAGCUAGAUGGAAGAAGAAGAACAACAUCUCAGGCGGGAGAUACAGACCCCGCCCACCAUGGAAAGAGAUGGAGAGCAGCUGGUGGGAGAAGGAGAAGCAGCAGCUCCGUCGGGAUCAACAAGCAGUUCAACUAAACACACACCUAGGAUAGCUAUUCAGAAAGUAAUAGAGGUGGUAGCCGGACUGUCAGAUUACAAAAGAUUCCUAGUUGAGGAGAUUGGAUUUGAGGGUGUACUGCGUAUUCCCAUGAUCCAGAAAAUCAAUCUGAAGUUUAGCAAGUUCCUCAUGACAAAGGUGGAUGUGGAAGAGCACUGCAUCAUCCUGUGAGAUGGCGGAACUCCAAUUCCAUUCUAUCCGGAGGAUUUUCACAAAGUGUUUGGCAUCCCAUGCGGGCAGCGAGACAUCCAUGGAAAAGAUGCAGACACCACACCUGAAGCAAUCGAGGUCAUUAGGAACUCUAUAGGGUGGACUGAUAAAUCUGAUCGCAGCUUAAGCUCGCUUGAAGUGUUCAUCGGCAAGGAAAUAAAUGAACUGUCCAGCCGAUUGGAGAAGGAUUCCUUCAAGAUGGCGUUUGUUGUCUUUGUGAUGGGAAAUCUGUUCGCGCCGUGCACCAGGCAUGAUCACUCAACCAUCGACUACUGGGGCGCCAUCAAGGAUGCAGAAAACAUCGCCCUCUUCAAUUGGUGCAAAUAUUCAGUCAAUUUUUUACUUGAAGCAGUCCGCAAACUAAAGUUAGAAAUAGAUGCAAACAUAACACCCAACCACCUCUAUGGGUGUCACCUCUUCCUGCAGGUGUUCGUACUAGACAAUGUUGAACUUGGCAUCAUGAACUUAAAGCAAACAACAAUUCCACGAAUACAUUUAUUCGACGGGGAGACACUGAAACGGAUGAUCCUCGUGUGCUCAGCAAGGAAGCUAGGCAAAACCAUCUUCAUAGCCCCUGAGGCAAGACGUUGGAAUGCCAUGUGCUACACAUGGCACAACUACAUAAACGAGAAGCAUGCCAAGAAGAAAUCAAUGGACCACAAGGCUGAAGGAUCGGCAAACAAGUACGCACUUGUCAUACACAACGCAGACAACAUUCGACAGGGAGACUACAUCAACACUGACACAGCCAUAAGUAACCUUGCACAGACACAUGGAAGCAACGUCGAAUUCAGCCCCGGCGACUACGCUCGGUGGAUCCAGAUGCAAAACCCAGAGUUGGUGAGACAAAAAACACAGUCCAACCACACAUCAAAUCAAUUUUUUGGUCUAUCUACAUUGCAGGCCGCUUCUCCAUUAGGAUGGGCACUGAAACAGCACAAUGCCAAAUGUGUGCAUAUCGCAAACGAAAUGAAAAGGAACAUUGCACGUGAGAACAUUCGAUUCACAAAAAAACUGCUCCAAGUUUAUUCCAACAGACCCAACACGGGAACACCCGCACCCAAUGCUUCUUAUCGCGCUGCCGGAACAACGAAAGGUGUCGACGGCUCAGGCCAACACAAUGUAGAAGCACCGAGCAGACUUGCCAAGCACAUAGUGGGAAGAAGACUGGAGUUGUCAUCUCCAUCCCCAACUCCCGUUAAAUAUGCCAAACCAGUGGUCUUGCCCACCGCCGACCAAUUGUCUACAACACCCACCAGGGGGAAAAACGGCCAACGACAGACAGCGCGCCAGACGCACCACCAUUUGAACUGGACAUCGAUGGCCACAACGAAGCCAGUACGCCUAUCAAGAACGAUGGUAAGGCAACUGCAAUUUCACCUACCUUGGCGACAAAGACGUACUCAGACCAACUAGUAGGGCAGCUCAUGAUGCUGAACGAUGAGAUCGGAGACACCGAGGGGCACAUUGUCUUUGGUCAAGUUAAUGUCGCGGCUGUAACAAAGAUCAAAGUUGCUCACACCCGGUUCACAAAAGACCCAUGGUCCAGUAACAGGAUGGUUCGCAGACACGGCGCAGGGGUCUUGAAAGCCAUCAGAGAAUGGAUGCGGUCAAGAACACCCUAUGGUCUAGCAAGGGAUUGGGUCUCACGCCCCGACCCACGGAUCAUUGCAGUCAGCGGCAAUGCCAUCAAGUCACAAAUAUGCGACGGUUCCGAACUUGACCACGAGUUGGGGUCCCUGAUCUUUCGUCGAAUUGGCCAGAUGGAGUCACAUGCGCACAGUGGCAGCCCCGACGAGCAAUACCGGUUGCUUAUCGAGCCCGAUUUUGCGUGUCAUGCCAUUGCAGGGGAGAACACCACAAGAAUCAUGUCAAUACAAAAAUAAUUCACUGGAGCUGAAGUGAGGUGCAACAUCGCAAACUGUCGGAUGGUUACGAUCCCAGCCGUCAUGCAACACGGGUGGUGCUGCUUCAAUUGGGACGUGAUGGCCCAUGUUAUAACCAUCAUGGACCCAAUGUUAUACCAGACGGAGGACACGUCACGCAAAACUUGCCUUAUGUACGCGGCCGAGAAGAUACAUGACGCCCUUUUCAAUUGCAUCGAAGAAUUCUUCACCGAGUGGCACUGCAGCAGACUUUCAUGGACGAAGAAGACACCUCUACUAUCCACUACAACAUUCACAAGGGGACAUUUUUUCGGUGCCACACAACAUGUCAGAUCUCCGUGACCGGGUUUGCAUGCGGAUAUUUCAUCGCGUAACGGCGGAAACCCUUGGCAACAGCUUCGUCAUCGUCGCAACAUUUUUUUCUUCCCAAGUGGGUUUGUUGAUACCGGUGCUUGUCCGGUGACGCAGAGCUCUUGGUAGGCGAUCUCAUGUGGAUGCAACCGUCAAGUGGAUUCUUCGUUGUUCCCCGAAAUGCAUUUUUCUUGCACUUAAUUGUUUGUCAGGGUAUUUUCUUUUUUCCAUUUCUUUUAUACUGGGUCGAGACUUAGCUGCUUCUGCCCCAGCACCCAUCUUUUUUGCGGUCUCGGUUGGUUUCUUUUGCAUAUAAGGUGGGUUCAAACACUUUUUCGAUAAGCAGCUUAAAUUUUU